This is a messenger RNA of Clunio marinus, 496 nucleotides long. The record is from the annotation of a GenBank genome assembly. NCBI's taxonomy places the organism in Eukaryota, Metazoa, Arthropoda, Insecta, Diptera, Chironomidae.
GUGCAGCAGUCUCGCGUAUCUAAAAUCGGAAAGAAUUGAAAACUUAAAAAAAUUAAAAAUUGAAGGUUUUAGUGCAUAUAAUUCUUUUAAAAUUAGUACAAUCGCGAGAUACAAUCAGUGUGAAUGUGAAUAACAUCAAGGCGUCCAUGUAUAUGAUUGUAAUAAGUGUUUUUAGUGGUUAAAAAAUUUUCCCUUUUGAAGUUUUGAAAGCGCAAAGAAGAAAAAAAAGGUGAUUAAAGAGUGGAGAGAAGAAAAAAAGAUCCAAUUAAUAAUGGCAAAUUCCACACACAAUAAAAUGUAUUCGGAAUCAACGUAUCGUGUUGGAGAUUACGUGUAUUUUGAGACAUCAUCAUCGUCACCAUAUCAGAUCAGGCGUAUAGAGGAGUUAAAUAAAACGCCAUCUGGUAACGUAGAAGCGAAAGUGAUGUGCUUCUAUCGACGUCGUGACUUGCCGACUCCAUUAGUACAAUUAGCUGAUAAACAUCAGAGUGAGUAG